Messenger RNA from Heterobasidion irregulare TC 32-1, 297 nucleotides. RefSeq lists its product as uncharacterized. The transcript has 2 exons. Lineage: Eukaryota; Fungi; Basidiomycota; Agaricomycetes; Russulales; Bondarzewiaceae. The coding region runs from base 1 to 297 and encodes 98 amino acids. The record is from RefSeq and is a predicted model, not a curated record.
AUGACCGCGCGCGGCGUCACGAUCGUAGGUGGGGACAUACGGAGCAUGGCAGCACAAUUGGCAGCGACGACGACGACGAUCACGCAACGUCCGGAAGCAGUCAGAAGCUUGACGGAGGAUCCCCGUCGCAUGGAUGUCGAUCCGCGUGUGUUCGGCAGACACGCACGGGUGAGGCGGGCGCCCCCAUCACACAAACGUGCUCCCGUUGCGGCCAGCGUGCAUCAAGUCGUGGACAAGGGGGUUGCGCCGCGCGUCCACCCGGAUGAACGUGCGAAAACGGCGCACUUAGGGACGUAG